Fragaria vesca subsp. vesca is the source of this 534-nucleotide messenger RNA. RefSeq names its product putative gamma-glutamylcyclotransferase At3g02910-like. The record is from RefSeq and is a predicted model, not a curated record. NCBI's taxonomy places the organism in Eukaryota, Viridiplantae, Streptophyta, Magnoliopsida, Rosales, Rosaceae. The coding region runs from base 1 to 534 and encodes 177 amino acids. The transcript has a single exon. Gene Ontology annotation, molecular function: gamma-glutamylaminecyclotransferase activity.
AUGGCUGACAUUUCCGGCGACGACUCGAAGCCCCACCUGAUCUUCUCCUACGGCACACUCAAACAAGGCUUCCACAACCACAAGCUCACCAAGGAGCUCAUCUCCCAAAACGACGCCGUCUUCAUCGGCCCCUACAUUACCCGCCACGCCUACCCCCUCGUCUGUGGCCCCCACGGCCUCCCCUACCUCAUCAACCUCCCCGGGUCGGGUCGCCGCAUCCGGGGCGAGCUCUACGCGGUCUCCGCCGUCGGCCUCGCCCGCUUCGACGACCUCGAAGGCACCUCCAUCGGCCACUACGAGCGCCUCCGGCUCCAAUUGCUCGUCAAUGCCGACAAAGACGGCGCCGUUCCCGUCGACGCCGAGGCCUACUUCGCCCACCGGAGCUUCGGCGAGGCCAUGUGGGAGAGGAACGGCAAGGAGGGCCUGACGGAGUUUACGGAGAACGAGGCCAAGAGGUAUGUGAAAAGACAGGAUAGGCCUCAUCAGGGGAGGAAUAUUAUCGAGGACGUGCGGCGGUUUGUGAAUGGGGAGUGA